AUGCGUGUUCGCGUGCAUGCAUGCUCCGAACAUAUUAAUCUUAUAUUCAAAUUCUCUGAUUGGAUACUAAAAGAACAACCCGAGGAAGGAUUAAAAAUAUUCACAGAAGAUAUUGUGGAAGUAGAAAAUCUGCCCCGUCCAAAGAUUUUGGAUUUCCUACUAAGAGAACAUGAGCCUCUAGUGAUACCGUAUUUGGAACACGUAAUACAUACCUGGAACGACACUACCCCACUGUUCCACGACGCCUUGAUAAGUAUGUAUAGAGAAAAAAUAACAGAUAAAAAAGAAAAUAGUACUGAAGAAACGUUGCAACACACGAAAUCGAAACUUCUAGCGUUUCUUGAAAAGUCUACGUCUUAUACACCAGAAAGGGUGAUAUUACAUUUUCCCAAUGACAGUCUGUUCGAAGAGAGAGCUGUGAUUUUAGGGAAGCUUGGGAGACAUGAACAGGCGUUGGCUAUUUAUGUGCAGAUUUUAGGUGACGUUGAAAGCGCAAUACGGUAUUGCGAAAAUGUAACCGAGAAUAUGAAUGACAAGAAUCAAGAUGUUUACGUGGUCUUAAUGAGAAUAUUAAUGAGCCCAGAGCAAAACGUUCUCACUGGACCUUUGGCCAACGUACAGAGACACCCGAAAACAGCCAUUCCCGAUUUGGAGACAGCUUUAAACAUACUAGAAAAGCAUGCCGAUAAAAUUUCGCCAUUGAAGGCACUCGCCGUUUUACCAGACUCCGUACCUCUUGGCAGAUUAAAACACUUCCUCGAGAGCUCUCUCGAUGGGCAGCUGACACUCAAGAGACGCACUCAAGUUCUCAAAGGGCUGCUAUAUGCUGAACAUUUACAGGUGGAAGAGUUGAAACAGUUCCACGAGUCGAAGAACGUGGUUAUCAACGACUACAACGUAUGUCCCGUGUGCAAGAAGCGUUUUAACAACCAAAGCGCAUUCGUGCGGUACCCCAACGGUGAUAUCGUGCAUUAUAAGUGUAGAGUCGAGAAGUAGUUUGUUUGAUACGUAUUAUUUUAUUAUAUCGAUAUUUCGGUGAAGAAAGGGCGUAAAAGGCAAUUUUUAUCAAUAUAAGUUAUUAUUGUGUGCUUGGGUUAUAUUUUCCUGUUAUCGCGGAUUGUCUACCCGAAAUGGUUUUUAUAUGUAAACAUAGAACUAGAACUAAAAAAUAUAUGAACCAAUUGAUGGUCUUUUACUCGUCAUGUACACUUUGUAGCAUGGUUUUUACGCCCUUUCUUUCCCUAGAAGAUAUGUAGAAUGAAAUUAAUAAUUUAAACUUUAAGAGGAGGUGCUGUUCAUUCAUUAAUAACGAAAACUGUAAUUGUUGCAAGUUGUGAAAGUUAAGUAGAAUUUAAUCUACUUCUCUUAUAAGGCAAUGUAACAAUUGAUCCAUUUUUCGAAUGUAUAUUUUGAUGGGUAAAAUCUCUUCUUCUUAUAAACACCGUGUAUUUUAAGUAAUAUUGAUCCGCUAUUUUAAUAAAUUGGUGGUGUCCAAAAAUAAGUAGCAGAAGAAGCAGCUUCAUUAGCUUAUAAUAUAACAGAGUUGAGUAAUAUUUCAUAAAUGUAUAGCAUUGUUCAUAUGAAGUACAGUUAGCAACUAGUUCCAAUAAUUAUCUUGUGUGUAGUCUUUAUUUUUUUAGCGAUAUUUUCGUUAUCUUUUAAUGAUUGAUUAAGAAGCUACACACACUAUGUAACAGGCGAAUCGAGGGAUUCAAUACAAUUUCGACUGUGCGCGGUGCGGUGAGAUCCAUUUCACAUUUAUUCAAGGAAAUGACAUGUGAAAUGAAACUAACUUCAUAAUUUAAAAGUAUAUUUUCCUAAAUUACAAAACAGGUUCGUAUAGUCGUCGUAUUGCAUCUGAUUAUAUAUAAACAUACAAUAAUUAUUAUAUUAUUGUAUAUUUUUGGAGUCAUAGUCACAAUUUACACAGCAAUAUUGCAUUGAAACACUUGAGAUCCCGAAGGAAUUGUAUUAAAAAUGCUUUCGUAUAUUGUCAUGUGUAUUACUAUAAGUUGAAUAAUGUCCCUAAAUCUAUGUACAGAUUUGUAAACAAUGUAUGUUGUAAGUUAAUGUAAAAUAUUUAGUCAUUAUAUUAAUUCUUGUGUAUUACAUUGUAUGUGUAAUCUUAUUUAAUA
Molecule: messenger RNA, 2135 nt
Organism: Hyposmocoma kahamanoa
Lineage: Eukaryota; Metazoa; Arthropoda; Insecta; Lepidoptera; Cosmopterigidae
Gene: Vps39
Product: vam6/Vps39-like protein
Exons: 5
Coding region: 1-996 (331 amino acids)
Biological process (GO): vesicle-mediated transport; intracellular protein transport; autophagy
Cellular component (GO): membrane; cytoplasm
Source: RefSeq, a predicted model, not a curated record